AUGCAAGAAUGGAAGGACUUGGUGGCCGAUCUCGGGGAAGGUGGUCUGGUCUCGAUGCCCAGAAGCUACUUCCACAAUGUUAAUGGUACUCCACUCUCCAUGACUCUAUACGGAUUUUGUGAUGCAUCGACAAGAGCCUACGCUGCAGUGGUCUAUUUGGUGCUGAGGACAGAGGCCACCACGACCGUCCACUUUGUCGUUUCCAAGACGAGAGUUGCACCACUUCAAGCUCAGACUAUACCACGCUUGGAGCUCCUCUCAGCCUUCCUUCUUUCCAAACUGAUUGUAGCAGUCUCAGACAGUCUCCAGCCAACCCUAUCUCAAUUAGAGAUUUCGUGUUUCACGGAUUCACAAGUUGCACUCUAUUGGAUUCGUGGCAUUAGCAAAGAGUGGAAACCCUUCGUACAAAACAGGGUUAAUGAGAUUCGGAAAAACGUCCACCCCAAUCACUGGAGACACUGCCCAGGAAUAUCUAAUCCUGCCGACCUACCUUCGAGAGGACUUCCACCAUUGGAAUUGUCAGUGAAUCAGCUGUGGCGAAGAGGUCCUGAGUGGCUGGAUGCAGACAACACACCUUGCGGAGAAGCGAAAACGCAUCUGAUGCCAGAAGAAUGUUCUGCAGAACUGAAGACAAGUGCCCUGAGAUCGCUCAACCUUGUAGCGACUGACUCCGAGGGCAGCAUAAGUGAGUUGUUGGACUGCGAGAGUUUUGGUACAUUGUCAAGACUGUUGAGAGUAACGGCCCAAGUCCUGAGAGCAGUUGGAGUAUUCAAGAGGAGUUACAUUGACAUCUCAGCCAACCUGACCCCAGAAGAGCUAGCCCAUGCGGAAGGAUUGUGGAUAACGACCGCACAGCGACAGUUGGUCCAAGAGAAAAACUUCAAGGCUCAGGAGAAACAGCUAAACCUCUUCAAAGACGAGAAAGGAAUAUGGCGUUGUGGAGGAAGACUCUCCAAUACAGAAAUCCCGUAUGCUACCAGGCACCCAAUACUCCUACCCAGAACCCAUCCUCUGACUAAACUGAUUGUGAGAAGAGCCCAUGAGCGGGUUUGCCAUAACGGAGUGAAGGAAACACUGACUGAGACCAGGAGAAGUUUCUGGAUACCGAAAGGGAGAAGUCUAACGAAGUGCAUCAUUCACCGAUGUGUUCUGUGCAGAAGAUUCGAAGGAGCACCCUUCAAGACUCCACCACCACCACCUUUACCCACGUUCAGAGUGAAGGAAGAUCCAGCCUUUUCGUACACUGGUGUCGACUUUGCUGGCCCUUUGAGCAUCCGUGGUUCGGUUACACCCGACAAAGUAUGGAUCUGUCUGUUUACGUGCUUAGUCACUCGAGCUGUACAUCUGGACAUCGUCUCAAACCAAUCCACGUUAACGUUCUUAAGAUGUUUGAAGAGAUUUGCAUCCAGAAGAGAUUUACCCCGAAAGUUCUUGUCUGACAACGGAAAAACGUUCAAAGCAGCAGCCAAGUAUAUGAAGGCUAUUUUCCAGGACGGUACUGUCAAGGAACACUUAGCGGAACUAAGCUGCGAAUGGGUGUUCAACGUUGAACGCGCACCAUGGUGGGGAGUUGUCUUCGAGAGAAUGGUCAAAUCGACAAAACGUUGCCUACGAAAAGUGAUAGGGAGAGCCCACCUCUCGCAAGAUGAACUCCUCACUGCAGUCACGGAAAUCGAAGCCGUUAUUAACUCAAGACCAUUGUCAUACAUCUCGGCCAACGAUUUGGAGGAAGCACUCACUCCUUCUCAUUUAAUUGUGGGACGUCGAAUUCUAAACUUACCCGACCACAUUGGAUAUCUAUGUGAUUCUACCGAGGAUGAAGAGUUCUCAAUCAAUGCUACACAACUUGCGAAACGCGUUAAGCAUCUCAGCAGUACAUUGAAUCACUUUUGGAAUAGAUGGAGAACCGAGUAUUUAGCAGAACUAAGGGUAGCCCAUUACCAUUCUGCGAAGAAAAUUGCCAAUACUGGAGACCACAACCUGUCGAUUGGAGAUAUCGUGAUCGUACACAACGAACACCUACCCCGUGAACUUUGGAAGCUCGGGAGGAUACAGGAACUCAUGAAGGGUCGAGAUGGACAAUUCAGGGGUGCCACAGUCAAGAUGGCCACGAGAGGUCGCCAACAGACUCUGCUGCAUCGACCGAUCCAACUACUAUACCCCUUAGAAGUGAGAUGUCCCAAUGGAUCAGAGAUGCCGACUAACGAUGCCGAGGAACCUGACACCGAACAAGAAGCUGAUGUGGUCACGGAAGAUCCUGUGGAAACUCGACAAAGAACAACACGCGUUGCAGCCCAAAAAGCUGAUGAACGCAGGAAGGCUUGUAUGUAUGAACUGGAAGACGAUUGAACUUAAUGAACUGAACUUAUGAUUAUGUUAUCCCGAUUGUUGACCAUGUUUGGUCAACGGGGGGAGUGUGUUGGAAAUUAUGUUAUCUUACUAGUUAUUGUGUCACUACACAUUAUGUCAUCAGUAUUGUAAUCACAUGAUCAGACACAUGUUGUGAGAAAUGAAUGAAAGAUGAACAAGAGUCAA
Halichondria panicea is the source of this 2535-nucleotide messenger RNA. RefSeq lists its product as uncharacterized. The transcript has a single exon. Gene Ontology annotation, biological process: DNA integration. Gene Ontology annotation, molecular function: nucleic acid binding. The record is from RefSeq and is a predicted model, not a curated record. Bases 1 to 2349 code for a protein of 782 amino acids. NCBI's taxonomy places the organism in Eukaryota, Metazoa, Porifera, Demospongiae, Suberitida, Halichondriidae.